GUAGUUUAAUGGCUAAUAAAAACUAACAAAUGAAACUACCAAUGAAUGCUAUACACGUGUACUAUCUACAGUUCAAUCGGAACUAAAAGUUGUUGGUGGAAAACGCCACCGUUCCUGGCUGCACUUGAAGCAAGACGCAGUCGUUUUGCUCUGCUCCUUGUUCUUCCUCUUGUUCUUCAUUUCUGGAGCAGAGCUGCAUACUUUGGUUGCUGUUGAGCAACUCGGAUCACCUGGAGGUUGAUCAUCUCGCCUCUCUAUUACUCUUUCCAAUUUGUACGUUUAGUGUACACUGGAUCUGGAAUAGGAAUACUUUCUUCCGCCAACUUCUUGCAGAAUGUUAAAUGUAGCCUCUGAACUAUUACUUUUUCCCUAUUCAAGUCCCUCGACAAUUUAUUUUCAGUCACUUGACUUGACCUCCAAGUUACCUUAACUCUUAGUUAGAAGAGAAUUAAAGUAGCAAACUCCUAUGUUUGAUUGCAUGUAGCUUUUAUCUUCUUGUGAAAGGUUGUAUUUAUAUAGCACUCUUGCUUUGCUGGCCUGGCCUCGCCAAGUAGGGGUAAUUCCCUAAAUACACAUAAAACUAAAAAUAAAUUUUUAAACUACCACACUUAUAAAAAAAAUUCCCAAAAUAACUAAGUUUGGAGUGGUUCGAGUUUGAGGAACUCGAACUACUAACCGGUUCGAGUGUAGGAGACUCGAUCUAGUCCUAGAUCGAUGAUAUAAGCCUCGAACCAUGUGGGGCUGAAGUGGUUUGAGUUCAGUGAACUCGAACCACUCCUUUGAAAUUUCCAACCACCUUAAAUUUGUGUUCGGUUAUCCGAUCGUAGCAAACUUUUUUUUCAUUUCGCAUAACUUUUCGAGGAGUACAACUUUUUAAUAGAAAUAUUUUCAGAAUAUAUGUGAAAAUGUGAAAAUUAAAGUUAAAGAUAAUCCCAAAACCCCUUAUAUUAAAAAUUAUUCCUAUUUUGAAAAUUUAUUCCUAGUAAAUGUUGUAGUACUCAAAAUAUUAUGCAAAAUAAAAAAAACAUUGCGAUUUUUGGAUUACGGAGCACAAAGUUAUGAUCCUCUAAAGUUUGACAAAAUCGAAAAAUUGCUCGUUUAGGGGUAACAAAUGACAUUUUCUCGGGGCGAAGGCACGGGGAAUUUUUUUAUUUAUAGGAAAUUUCUGCCAAAAGAUCAAUUUUUUCCAAACGAGAAAUUUUUGGAUGGCUAUGGUUCGAGGCUUAUAUCAUCGAUCUAUGACUAGAUCUAGUCUCUUACACUCGAACCGGUUAGUAGUUCGAGUUCCUCAAACUCGAACCACUCCAAACUUAGGUAUUUUGGGAAUUUUUUUUUAUAAAUAUGGUAGUUUAGGAAUUUGUGUUAGUUUUAUGUGUAUUUAGGGAAUUAUUCCGCCAACCAGCAGCAAUCCUGGCUCUGUCAAUGGAUCUCGUCGUAUACGGUACAUAGCAAUCUUCAUGUUAUGCAUUACGAUUUACGCAUGUGUAUGUUGAUAGAUGAUCAAGUUAUUGACAAACGAGCAAAACAUAUACAAACAAAGGACACCAUUGUCCAUUGGCUUUUGGCCAGAAAACACAGUAGAUCAUAUGCCUCCCUUUUCCCCCCUUGUCUUCUCGAUAAUAUUAUAAUAAAUUAACUUUCACCAAAAUGUCAUCGCUUACGUCAUGUUUUCUCCACAAGCCAAUUACCAACCUUGUCUUUAUAUACAUCGGGAACACCAAGAUCACCGUUCAAGCUCACUAACUAGUAACCACAAAAAGCAACGCUUCGCAGCUCUUCCUCUGCGUCUCCAAACCAUGACCGCCGGUGCAGAUCAGCAACAACGCCGCCGCCGCCCUCACGUCCUGGUGGUAACGUAUCCAGCGCAGGGCCAUCUGAACCCGGCCCUCCAAUUCUCCAUCCGUUUGGUGUCCCUCGGAUGCAGAGUCACCCUCGUCACCACAGUCUCCGGCCACCGCCGCAUCGACGCUAGCUCCUCCUCCCUUCCCGCGGAGGGGCUCUCCAUCGCGACGUUCUCCGACGGCCACGACGACGAGGUACAGACCUCGUCGUCGUCGUCUCAGGCCACGGAUCGGGCCCAGCGCUGGGCCCAGCUCGUGACCCGCGGGUCCCAGUUUCUCAGAGAGCUCAUCGCGUCCAACGCCAGGGAAGGAACCCCGUUCGCCUGCUUGGUGUACACGAUACUGCUGACGUGGGCGAUGGACGCGGCGCGUGAGGAGAACCUCCCCUCCACGCUCCUCUGGAUCCAGCCGGCCACCGUCCUCGACAUCUACUACUACUUCGUGAACGGGUACGAGGAGAUGUUCGACAACUGCAAGGAUCCGUCGUUCGCCGUGGAGUUACCGGGACUCCCGGUAAGCUUCACGUCGAAGGACCUCCCUUCCAUCGUCGUCCCUUCCAACCCGUACCCUAUGUUUCUCGAAGCAAUGAAGAAUCAGAUCGAAGUCUUGUCCUCCUCCAGCAGGGAGGAGGACAGGACCGGGACGACGACGAUGGUCCUGGUCAACACUUUCGACGCGCUGGAACUAGAGGCCCUGAAAGCCCUGGAGGGGAAGCUCGAUAUGGUAGGGGUGGGGCCCCUGGUCCCGUCGAGCUUCCUAUCAGUUACACAAUAUCCCAUCACUACUUUCAACACCACCACCAACUCUGCUAGCGGAGAUGAUGAUGAUGAUAAGAUCAUCAUCUCCGCUCCAGACUACAUGACGUGGCUUGACUCGCAAGCCACGUCAUCAGUCGUCUACGUGUCGUUCGGGACCAUCGCUGAGGUGUCGAGGAGGCAGAAGGAGGAGGUAGGGAAAGCGCUGGUAAGCAGCGGGAGGCCUUUCCUGUGGACAUUAAGGAAAGAGGCGGAGAAGGCUGGGGAGGAGGAAGGAGUGGAGGUGGCGAGAUGGAGAGAGGAGAUGGAGGAGAAGGCGGCGGAGGCUGGGGGGAGGAUCGUUGAGUGGUGCUCGCAGGUGGAUGUGCUCUCGCAUGGGGCGGUGGGGUGUUUCCUGACGCACUGUGGAUGGAACUCGACGCUGGAGAGCAUGUGUUUGGGGGUGCCAAUGGUGGGGUUCCCGCAGUUUUCAGACCAGGAGACGAACACGAAGCUGGUGGAGGACGUGUGGCGGACCGGGGUGAGGGUGACAAUAGUGCCGGAGAACGGUGGUGGUGGUGGUGCGGUGGUGGAAGAAGGUGAGAUAAGGAGGUGUUUGGAUUUGGUGAUGGGAGAUGGGGAAGUGGGGGAAGAAGUGAGGAGGAAUGCGAGGAAAUGGAAAGAGCUUGCGAGGAGUGCAGUUGGGGAGGAGGGUGGGACUUCCUACGCCAACCUCAAGGCUUUCGUGGAUGAGAUUACUAGCUAAGCUAGGUGACAAGAGGAGAAGAUAUCAUUAUGAUAAUGCACACAUGUACGUGUUGACUGCAUAAUUAGUUUGAACUAGCUAGUGGAAGUGGAUUAUUACUUUUCUAAAAAGUUUCCCUUGCACUAUUUGCCCAUACUAUUAGUGGAUGCUAUUAAGGAUGACAAAAUUAUCCGUAAUCAUGGAUAUACGCCUGAAUCCGGCUUAAUUGGGUAGGCUAAAAUUCGAACUCGAAUGACAUUUAGUGGGUAUGGGUAAAACUCGAACCUGGAUAUUGUGGGUAAUGGGUGGGCAUGGGUUUCUCAGUAUCCAUCCUGAACCCGCCCGAUAUACACAUGCAUAUGUAUUUUGUCUAGAAUUAAUCAUUAUUUUUCUCUAACAUAUUUUAUAUUUAGCAUAUAAAUAUAAUAUUUUCAUGAAAUUGUGUUGUUUUAAUUAAUUUUCUUCAUUCUAGUGAAUUAUUGUCGUAUUUUUCCUCUUACGUAACGUUAGAAUACAUGUGAAUGUUAACAUAUUGGUUGGAGUUAUGAAUAGAAAUUAUUACUCAUGGAUAACCGUGGAUACCCGAAACCCGAACGGGUAUGGACAUGGUUUUGAUUUUCUACCCGUUUCACAUGUGGGUAUGGAUAUGUGUAAAACCCAAACUAUUUUGGGUAGGAUAACGAAUAUGCACUAUCCACCCCGACCCGACCCAUUGCCCUCCCUACAUGCUAUUGCUAACCUCUGUUUAAGCUAUUUUAUUAAUAUAGUAAAAUGUAUAAUCGUUGUUAUUUAAAAAUAAAUAUUUCUAAUACUUUUUAAAUAAAAUUAUCUAUUAGUUUUUUUUUUAUUUCCGUAUUCUCAUUUCAUUCUCCGUGAUAUAUAAUUUUCUGUCGUUGUUAUGGCUAAUUCAUUAAGACUUUCUUGGUAACUAAUAACACAUAUAAGAAUUUAACAUUAUUCUCCUUCAUAUAAUUUUUCAUCGUUGUCAUGGCUAAUUCAUUAAGACUUUCUUAAUAAUUUAUAACACAUAUAGGAAUAUAACAUUGUGCCUCCUGACUCCUCUGUAUAUAAUAUACAUGCGAGAUUAAUAUUGAUCAAUGGCUCACAUUAGUAUUGCCUAAUGGGAUAUACAUAAGCAUAAUCCAUUAAUCAUACACGACACUUACCACAUAUAUUAUAUCUGUUUGGAUUAAACUCCUCAUCAUAUCCCUAAUAUUCGGAGGUCAUGUGCCAGAAGGCCUACCGACACACCGUACUGGCCACUCGUGAGUUCAAUGCAGAACCUCGACACAAAAUGUUAAACUAACACAAUAAUAAUAAUAAUAAUAAUAAUAAUAAUAAAUCAACAUUUAGUAUGAGCAACUUUCUCGACGUUUAUAUUAGGGUUGGUAAACGGAUAGUCGGUUAUCGAUUUUAAUUUUUAACUGAUAACUGAACCGAUAAAGAUUGCUAGUGGUUAAUCGAUAACUGAUAAUUUCUUAUUGGUUCGAUUUCGGUUAGUGGUAUUUUGCUUAUUGGAUAAACACUAACUGACAAAUCGGUCAGUGGUUAACCGAUAACCGCCUACUAGUAUAACCACAUAGUUUUGGAAAGUCGCAAUUCCAAACCUCCCAAUUCCGAAUUAUUGCAAACAACUCCACCAAGAGUCUCAAAUUUGUUUAAGAGUCAGAACUCGAAAGUAACAUCUCUCUAACUUCUCUUUGCAUUCGACAAUGCAAACGUCAUACCCUAGUGAUCUUUCUCUCUUUGAUUUUUUUUGAAUGAUGAUCUUGUGGUGCUUGUAUUUGAUGUCUUUCAAAUUGGAUGAAUAAGUUUGAUUAAUUUUU
This is a messenger RNA of Linum trigynum, 5146 nucleotides long. The record is from the annotation of a GenBank genome assembly. NCBI's taxonomy places the organism in Eukaryota, Viridiplantae, Streptophyta, Magnoliopsida, Malpighiales, Linaceae.